UUUCCCUCUUUUUUCCCAAACCCACGCCUGGGUCGCCAACCACCCCCAAAAAGAGGAAAAAACCCUAAACUUAUUUUGGUAAACCUGCUAUUUCUCCUGCUGUGAACACUUAUUUUGGUCACUUCCAUUGAUAACAACUGCUCAACUUCGAAUUUCUUCUCAUCAAGGUAAGAAACUCUGAAUUUUAGUUACAAGCACCGUCAACCUAAAAAGGUUGGGGCUUUGAUGCUACUGUAUCAGCUUCCCCCUUAUCAACCACAUUUACAGUAGCAUCUUCCAAUACCUCAGUUUGUGCACCAGCAUCAAGAGCAGCAGAUGCUUUAAUUUGUUCACCUGCUUCAGAUGUCUACUAGAAAGUUUUACACUUAACCUCCUUUAGACAAUUCAAAAAAUCACUGAACUUAAAUUCACAACACAGAAAAAGAUAACAGCUGCAAGACUAGUAAAUUGAUUUAAAAAAUGGGAGACAUAAGAAAAUCAACUAAAAUAUAUGGUUAAAUUUGGUGUGACAUUUGCUAACUAGGUAGAGCUUAGGAGUGUCCCCUGUAAUGUUCAACCUUUGUGCGUCUGAUGAAUAUGUUUCUAAAAACACUGUUCAGCAAAUAGAAGACAUGUCAUUCUUAAGAUGUGAAACAGAAAGAAUGGUAAUCAAAGUUACUGUACCUCCAUGACUUUGCUUUCAUAGUCUUGUAAUUGUUGAGCAUAUGUCAUUUCCUUGUUUGAAACCCGGAAGAUGUAUGUUAAUAUCCAUCUAACUGUUAGACCCAAAACCAGGACUAAUUGAACUACAUUUCCAGCUUGUAAAGGAUCAAAUCCCAAGAACUGCAUAAGAUGUUUGUAUCAGAAUUAUUACAAACAAGAGAAUAUAUUGAACAUCACAUAUAAAAUAACUAAAGAAGAGGAAAUAACACUAUCAUUCUACAUUCUGUCUGGUGCAGUUCUAAUUCGGUUUACAACCACUUAUAUCAGUUCAUUAUUUUCUAAUCUUUCUUUUUUUUUUUAGAAUUGGAACCUUAGAAUGCUUCUGAAUUCUUAAUGAGAAAAUUAAAAAUAUAACAGUAAAAAUAGUUAGGCCAGUGAAAUGGUGGAUGUGAGAGAUUAUUCAAACAUAUUAUAAAAAUAAUCUUCGAAAGUAGAUUGACUAAUAUUCCUUAGUAAAGGUGACUAAUAUGUUUUUGUUUGCUUAUGUUCAUUUCUUGUUCAUUGCCAUACUAAUAUUUUUUGGUUGAGUAUAUAUGUAUAUCAAUUUCGUGUAUAGACCAGAUUAUGUCACCUGAUAAGCAAUGGAUGGAACUUAUUCAUGAUCGACUUGAUAACACUUACAUACUUGGGGUGGAGAACUUUCUUGAUUAUGCUUUUAAAAGAUUGAGAGAAACACGCGAAAUACGUUGUCCAUGCGUCAAAUGUUGUAAUGCAAUUUCAGGAACACGUGAGUUGGUUAGGUCACAUUUAAUAGUACACGGAAUGGUCCAAAAUUAUACCCUUUGGUAUCACCAUGGGGAGAGAUUAGGUGAGUCUUCUUCAGAUUAUGAAUUUGUAGGUGAUAAGAUCAAUGAAGAGGGUGAUGGUGAGGAUGAAAUACAUGAAAUUUUAAGAGAUUUAUAUCCCACUUUUGAAGGAGACAAUAUGAACAAUGAUGGUGAUGGGCCGUUUGAGGAGGAACCAAAUAUUGAAGCAAAAAGAUUCUAUAGGAUCUUAAAAUAUUUUGAGCAACCAUUGUACCAAGAUUCAAAAGUUUCUAAACUUUCUACUUUGGUAAAGUUGCUUCAUAUCAAAAGUAUUGGUAAUUGGAGUAAUGCAUCAUUUACAAUGUUGUUGAAGCUCUUGAAGGAAGAUUUAUUGCCAGAUGGAUCAAACUUGCCAGAUUCAUAUUACGAAGCAAAGAAGGUAAUUCGGCACCUAGGGCUUUCUUACAAGAAAAUUGAUGCAUGUAAGAAUGAUUGUAUCUUAUACUGGAAUGAUGAUAAGUCUCGAGUCUUGCAAAGUUUGUGGUGCAUCUAGAUGGAAGGAGGAUAAACGCAGCGGGGAAAUCAAAUUUAAAAGUGGGAAAAAGAUACCAUACAAGAUUUUACGUUAUUUUCCUCUAAAGCCAAGACUUCAAAGAUUAUUUAUGUCUUCGAAAAUAUCUACUCUGAUGAGAUGGCACCAUGACAAAUGAGUUGAUGAUGGAAUAAUGAGGCACCCAACUGAUUCAAUAGCGUGGAAAACGUUUGAUGAACUUCAUCAAUCUUUUGCAUCCGAGCCUCGUAAUGUUCGACUUGGACUUGCUAGCGAUGGUUUUCAAUCAUUUGGAAAUUCCAAAACUCCAUAUAGCAUUUGGCCUGUGGUACUUAUUCCUUAUAAUUUACCACCUUGGCUAUGCAUGAAGAAAGAAAAUUUUAUUUUGUCGAUGAUUAUUCCUGGUCCUGAGAGUCCUGGAGAUGCUAUUGAUGUCUAUCUCCAGCCUUUGAUAGAAGAAUUAAAGGAAUUGUGGGAAUCUGGAGUGAAGACCUUUGAUGCGUCAACUAAACAAAACUUUGUGUUACAUGCAUCUUUAUUAUGGACCAUUAAUGACUUUCCCGCCUAUGCAAAUUUGUCUGGAUGGAGUACAAAGGGAAAAUUAGCGUGCCCAUGCUGCAAUAAAGAAACUCACUCAAUUAGGUUGCAAAAUUGUAAAAAACAGUGUUAUAUGGGCCAUAGACGCUUUCUUCCUCUUAAUCACAAAUGGAGGAAUGAUAAAGCAUCAUUUAAUGGCACUAAGGAGAAAAGAUUACCACCAAAACAGUUGUCUGGUGAUGAUAUACUUGAUCAAGUGGCUGAUUUAUAUGGGUUACAACUAACAAAGGAUCCAAAGAAGAAGAUUAAAAUAUCACAUGAGAGUAGGGGUGAUAAUUGGAAUAAGAAGAGUAUUUUCUUUGAUCUCCCAUAUUGGAAAGCUCUUUUAUUGCGGCAUAACUUAGAUGUAAUGCACAUUGAGAAAAAUAUAUGUGAUAAUAUUUUGGGGACAAUCUUAAAUAUCAAAGGAAAAACCAAAGACACCAUAAACACUCGGUUGGAUUUGCAAGCAAUGAACAUUAGGAAAGAAUUGCAUCCAAUAAAAAUUGGGGAUAAAUAUGACUUACCAACGGCAUGUUACACAUUAUCUCCCGAAGAGAAGGACAGGUUUUUCAGUUUCUUGAAGAACUUAAAGGUUCCAGACGGAUUUUCAUCAAAUAUUUUCCAGUGUGUCAACCUUAAAGAUCGCAAAAUUUCUGGUUUAAAAAGUCAUGAUUGCCAUGUUCUUCUACAACAUUUACUCCCACUUGCUCUACGGGGCAUGCUAUGCAAAUCUGUGUGUGAACUGCUUAUUGAGUUGUCUUUAUUUUUCAACGUACUUGGAUCGAAAUGUUUAAGUGUGGAUGAAUUAGAGCAGAUAGAUGCCCAAAUCCCAAUAACUGAGUGCAAGCUAGAAAAAGUCUUCCCUCCUACAUUUUUUGAUGUCAUGGAGCACUUGCCAAUUCAUUUAGCUAAUGAAGCUAAGAUUGCUGGACCUUCUCAAUAUCGAUGGAUGUAUCCAAUGGAGCGAUAUAUUUACUUUAUAAAACCAUUUAUUCGUAAUAGGGCUUGUGCAGAAGGUUCUAUUGCAGAGGGAUAUUUAGCAACUGAAUGUAUGACCUUAUGUUCAAGAUAUAUACAUACAAUGGAAACAAAGUUUAAUCGUCUUGAACGAAAUUAUGAUGGUGGUAUUAUAGAAUCUGAUGGAGGUUUAACAAUUUUUUGUCAUCCCGGAAGAGCUUUAAGAGAUGGCAAACCACACAAACCUGAUUCAAAUGAACUGGAGCAAGCACAUAUUUAUAUUUUGAAGAAUUGUGAUGAAAUUCAACCAUUUCUCGAAAAGUUUUCAUUAACUCCAAUUGAUACCUCUCAAGAAAAUUCUGAUAUGCAAUUCAUUGGUUGGUUAAAAGAAAAGGUUGACAUGAAUCCCUCAAAAUAUCAGAAGUCUAAAAUGGAAUCAAGUUCGAAGACUGUUAAGCAUGUGUACGUUCCACCUGGUACCUUAGCAAGGGGGCGAAGACAGAGCUUCAGAGCAUUGGGUUCUAUAAGAGUAAAUGCUGAACAACGAGGUGAUACACUUUUUCCUCAUGAAGAAGAAGAGAUGCAGGGCACUCGGAGAAGUGAAAUAAGGCUUUGUGAAUCUGAAAAGGUAAAAAAACUGAGAGGAACGAAUUGGUGUAAAAAUGUUGCAGGACUCAAAGUUGGAGAAAAUGUUGCGCCUCCUAGUUUUGUUCAAACAUUUGAAGGUGAUACUCUUUUUCCUCAUGAAGAAGAAGAGAUGCAGGGCACUCAGAGAAGUGAAAUAAGGCUUUGUGAAUCUGAAAAGAUAAAAAAACUGAAAGGAACGAAUUGGUAUAAAAAUGUCGCAGGACUCAGAGUUGGAGAAAAUGUAGCGCCUCCUAGUUUUGAUCAAACAUUUGAAGGUGAUACCGAUCUUUUUCCUCAUGAAGAAGAAGAGAUGCAGGGCACUCAUAGAAGUGAAAUAAGGCUUUGUCAAUCUGAAAAGGUAAAAAAACUGAGAGGAACGAAUUGGUGUAAAAAUGUUGCAGGACUCAAAGUUGGAGAAAAUGUUGCGCCUCCUGGUUUUGAUCAAAUAUUUGAAAAUGAUACUGAUCUUUUUCCUCAUGAAGAAGAAGAGACGCAGGGUACUCAGAGAAGUGAAAGGCUUUGUGAAUCUGAAAAGGUAUAAAAGGUGAGGGGAAUGAAUAGGUAUAAAAAAGGUGCAGGACUCAGAGUUGGAGAAAAUCUUGCGCCUCCGGGUUUUGAACAAAUAUUUGAAGGUGAUACUCUUUUUCCUCAUGGAGAAGAAGAUAUGCAGGACGCGCAGAGAAGUGAAAUAAGGUCAUGUGAAUCUGAAAAGGUAAAAAAGUGAGAGGAACGAAUAGGUGUAAAAAAGUUGCAGGGCUCAAAGCUGGAGAAACAUUGCACGUCACUUUCUACCAUAAUAGGGUUGUUGGGCAACAUCAUGCCUCAUUUACGAGACACUUAGGUAUAUUGGUCCGUGAUCGUAAUAUGUGCCCAUUGCGGGUACACUCAUGGGCAUACAUCGAAGAAUAUAAGCUACAACACAUGUGGGAAGCUGUUACGGACAAAUUUGACAGUGACAUAAAUGAUCAACGAGAUAAUGUCUUGAAACAUAUGAGAAAGUUAUGGAACAAUUGGAGAAGAUCGAUGCACAAGAAUAUUAAGUCUAAGCCAUUCCGUUAUGCUAUAAAAGAUGUGCCAAAGGGGGUAGACAAGAGUGAUUGGGUAUGGCUAGUCAAGGAGCAUUUUUUUACUGAAAAAUUUAAGGAGGCAAGUACAAGAAACUCGGUCAAUAGGUCUAAGUAGAGUAUGCCUCAUCGUACGGGUAGUAAACCAAUUAGGGAGAUCAUUUAUGAAAUGGGAGGUAAAAAUGGUAAACCACCAGAUAUGGCAACUAUUUUUUUGAGACUCGUAAGAAGAACAACAAGCUUGUCGAACCUGAAACUAGUGAGAAAUAUGAUAAAAUCAAAGAAUUGGUGCAAUCUGAAUCGUCUCUUACAAACAUUGAGGUUGUAGAAAGGUGCUUCAGACCUCAACAAAAGAGUCAUGUAGUUGGAUUUGGUGGUGGGAUAACCGCUAAGGAGUUGAAAGGUGGUAACUCCUCUAAAGCUGCAUUGUUGGAAAAGCUGAAUGCUACUGUAAAAGAAAAUGAAUCGCUAAAAGGACGUUUGGAAGGGCUAGAGAGCAAAUAUGAUGAGCUAGGGGGUAAAUACGCACAACUUGCAAAGAUAGUGUUUGAUGAGCCUUCAUCACCAUCUUCAAGUGAUCAAUAGAUUGAAUCAUAUAACGGAUAAUUAACUGACCUGGAUAACGACAUAACGAAGUCAUCAUAUUGAUCAAAGCGCAGCAACAUUUGCCGACGCGCAAGCAGCCCGAUCAAACAGUUUCCUUUCGCGCCCAGAUGCUUGGGCAGUAAACUUCAGAUUUUAAUUGAAUUUAUCACUUCUUUGGCUAGUCAACUUACUUCUCGUGAAUAUGGUUAUCUAUCUGUCCAUUCGCUAAUUUAAGAUCAAAAACUUGAAGCCCGAAGAACCUAUCCUUGAAAAAAGUGUAGAGCAAGUUGAAGUACAAGAGGUCUUUGGUUCGUCAACGAUGGUUUAAAGACACUGUCUUAUGUACAUAUAUAUGCUGCAAUUUUCUUUUUUUUUCUUUUUAGGAAUUAUUAAAAAUGAUGAUUAACUCAUCUCAUUUUAUGCUUCCAAUUUCUCUUAGAUGGGUUAUCAUAUUUUUACUUUUCAUUGUUUUA
Messenger RNA from Nicotiana tabacum (common tobacco), 6283 nucleotides. RefSeq lists its product as uncharacterized. Lineage: Eukaryota; Viridiplantae; Streptophyta; Magnoliopsida; Solanales; Solanaceae. The record is from RefSeq and is a predicted model, not a curated record.